AUGGUACGUGCACGUCGAAGCAUCUGGGACAACAAUGACUACAAUGAAUAUAAGCUCCAAAACAGCUACAUUCAAUCAAGCGAUGAAUCCGUUACAUCUGGAUCACUGACAGCUUCCACUGCAUCCUUGUUAGGUCCACAACAAUACAAUUCAUUAUCACUAGCGAACAGUAACAAGCCCAGUACUUUAACGGAACCACCGCCACCGCAAUACUCAUACGCACUGCAAAAGCAAAAUUACAAAAAAAUAUUACUACCCGGUGCAGCGAAACGGCUUAAUCAUGCAACUGCAGCUGUGAUACAAGUGACACCAUAUGAGAAAACAUCUGAUGAUAGGAACAGUGGCGGCAUCAAUGAUGGUAUGCUAAAGACAAUCGGCUCACGCAUACAGCACAGCAUACGACGCAUACGUCGACCACGUCAAUGGCAGCAACCGACAAAAUCAACGGAAUCACAUGAUGCAAACGCUUUAACCGCUGUUUCCACAACAAGCUUCUAUGAAAAAGGCAAAGCGUUCAUUAUUGAAUUUUUGCAUGAUUCAUCCAUACAUGGCUUCAUUUAUUUGGCAAAAAUUGGAUUAAAUUUCAUUGAAAGGAUGCUGUGGUUUGCCUUUAUAUGUGUUGCACUAUUCAGUAUCAUGUCACUGAGCAAACGUACUUGGGAGCGCUUUCAAACCUCCCCAAUGGUCAUAUCAAUGGAUCGGAAUAAAUUGGUUUGGAAUACCAGUUUUCCAUCACUUACAGUUUGUCCACAUAAGCGUAUCGAUGAACUUAAAGUGGAAGAAUACAUAGAAUUGCAUCCUGAAAGUUUUGAAACCGAGGAGGACAAGGACGAUUUCCGCAUUUUUAUUGAAAAACUUGCAAGUCUCUCUUAUGAUAAUAUUGAAACUUUACCAUUAAACAAGACAUUCGGUAUUGCUAGUGAAAAAUAUUUGGAAUUAUUGUACGAACUAAAAUGGAGUUUUGAACCGGAAUUGAGUAGCGGCGCCGCAGUUAAAAUGUUUAUCUACGAAACAUUAACGGAGUUUGGUAUAUGUCAUUCAGUUAAUUCUCUAGUAGCGCGUUACAAUUCAUUUGAAUAUUGGAAAAAAAAUAUGUGGAAUUUACUUGCCCACGGUGAUCGCGUUACUGUACAUCCUUUAGAUGGCGAAAUCUAUGCACAAAUUAUAAACCUCUCAACGGCAUAUGAUGUUUACUUUCAUUCGGCAGGUGAUAUACCAAAUAUAUCUAAGCAACGCUACACAUUUCCAGAAAGUGAUUAUACCACAGUUGAGUUAAUAGCAUUAGAAAUUUACACUGCAGAAGAGGCUCGUGCAUUUACAACAAAACAACGUAAAUGUCGUUAUCAAUACGAAGCUGAAGACAUGUUAUCGGCCCCCAUCUAUAGUUUUGGACUCUGUUUAGCUGAAUGCCGAAUGUUUUUUUCAAUGAAAGUUUGUGGUUGUGUACCACAUUUUUACCGCAAUCGGUUAAGAAACGGACGAAUAUUGCCAGUAUGCGGUCUGAAAGGUAUAGCGUGCUUGUCUGACAUUAAAAGUGAUAUAAUUUCAUUAAAAUCGGAAAGAUAUAAAAUCGAUUGUAGAUGCCUUUCGAAUUGCGAUGAUUCCAAUUUUUUCGUACAGUCGUAUCGAUCUAGAGUUUGGUUUCUAGGCGCUAACCUCCAAUGGGGCAUUAUAGAUUAUCCUAAAAUGCAGCUGCGCCGCGAUGUACUCUUCUCAUUUGCAGAUGUACUAGUUUACAUUGGUGGCUUAGUUGGAUUCUUUCUUGGCUGUAGCGCUUUAAGCUUUACGGAAAUCAUAUAUUAUUUCACGGCUCGUUUAAUCAAGCGAAUGUUUUUUAAUUAAAAGUUUUGAAAUCUUCAGUCUCACGAAAAUAUUCCACACACUUCUAGGAUUAUUCAUACUUGAUAGAUGUAUGUUUAUGUUUAUGUUAUUAUGUUUAAAACCACAUACUUUUUGAAUGUUAAAAAUGAAAUAAAAACAACAUUAAAUCAAUUUAAUGCUCUUAAAUAUUGGCCAGCAAUCAAAACAAGAAUUAAUUGAAUCAACUCGAAAAAUUGGUUUUAUAUGCCGGAUAUGUCGCCAGUGUUUUGGUUCGUUGAAACUGCAAACACAAAUAUUCAUGGAGCACUCGUAUAUCGGAUGAAAUGAUUGGAAUCAAUAAGGAGCUGUUCUCCCCAAAACAAAACUGAUGACCGUGCGUGUGUUGUUAAUGUAUUGUAACAAUGGCGUCAAUAAAAUUAUUGCCAAUAACACAAAAACCCAAAAAUAUUUGGGGUUUUAUUUCAUUUUAUUUGGCGACAAAUU
Molecule: messenger RNA, 2304 nt
Organism: Teleopsis dalmanni
Lineage: Eukaryota; Metazoa; Arthropoda; Insecta; Diptera; Diopsidae
Gene: ppk9
Product: sodium channel protein Nach
Exons: 9
Coding region: 1-1842 (613 amino acids)
Biological process (GO): sodium ion transmembrane transport
Cellular component (GO): membrane
Molecular function (GO): ligand-gated sodium channel activity
Source: RefSeq, a predicted model, not a curated record